Molecule: messenger RNA, 2040 nt
Organism: Lates calcarifer (barramundi perch)
Lineage: Eukaryota; Metazoa; Chordata; Actinopteri; Centropomidae
Product: bactericidal permeability-increasing protein
Exons: 16
Coding region: 151-1572 (473 amino acids)
Molecular function (GO): lipid binding
Source: RefSeq, a predicted model, not a curated record
GGAGAGUCCCCUAGCCGAGUUCAGUUCCUGAUUAAGUAAAUGAAUUAAAGACCAUGUGACUCAGUUCCUCUUUCACUCUGCCUUAUAGGCAGUCACUCUAACACAUUAGGAGAAAGUAGCCAGUCCUGAUAAACCGCUGUUUCAGUCAAAAUGACCCUGUGCUGGUGGUUCCUUCUGGUGGCUUUCAUCCCUAUGACCUCAGGCACCAAUCCUGGAGUAAAGGUUAAGCUAACAGAAAAAGGCCUUGAAUAUGGCAGACAACUGGGCAUGGUUUCAAUUCAGCAGAAACUCAAAUCCAUCAAAGUCCCAGAUUUUUCAGGGUCACAGACAGUUUCUCCUAUUGGCAAUGUCAAGUACAGCUUGUCAAAUAUGUGUAUAGUCAGUGUGGGACUGCCACAGUCUGCAGUGAAUCUUGUGCAGGGUACAGGCAUGAGACUGUCAGUUAGUAAUGCCUUCAUCAGCCUGCGAGGAAACUGGAAAGUCAAGUAUCUCCACAUAAUAAAGGACAGUGGCUCAUUUGAUUUGAAAGUGAAAGGACUCACUAUCGGAACAAGUAUUGCCAUCAAGAGCGAUGAGACAGGCCGACCAGCAGUCAGUAAUGUCAACUGUGGGGCCACUGUCAGCAGUGCAAGCGUCAAAUUCCACGGUGGAGCCAGCUGGCUGUACAAUCUCUUCAGAAAGUUCAUUGAUAAGGCUUUGAGAAGUGCUAUGCAGAAACAGAUGUGCCCUCUAGUGACUAAUGCCAUAUCUGAUUUGAACCCUCAGCUGAAAACUCUCAAUGUUUUAGCCAAGGUGGACCAAUAUGCAGAGAUCGAAUAUUCCAUGGUGUCAUCCCCCAUAGUUUCAAAUUCUUCUAUAGACUUCAGUUUGAAGGGUGAAUUUUAUAACAUUGGAAAGCAUCAGGAGCCUCCGUUCUCGCCCUCAGCCUUUACCCUGCCAUCCCAGAUCAACAACAUGUUGUACAUCGGCAUGUCUGCCUUCACUGCCAACUCUGCAGCCUUCGUCUACAACAAAGCUGGAGCCCUCCACCUGUUUGUCACUGAUGACAUGAUCCCACAAAGCUCUCCCAUCCGACUCAACACCAGGACAUUUGGAGCCUUCAUCCCGCAGAUUGCCAAGCGUUUUCCAGGUCUGAUGAUGAAACUGCUAGUGCAGACAGUGAAACCUCCCGUCACUACUUUUGAACCCAACAAUUUGACCGUUCAGGCCUCUAGCACAGUGACAGCCUACGCUAUCCAACCCAACACCACACUUUCUCCUCUCUUUGUUCUAAACUUGGAAACCAGUGUCAGCGCCCAAGUGUUUGUCCGAGGAAUGAGGCUGGCUGGAGCUGUCACCCUCAACAAAAUGACUCUGACCCUAGGGACAAGUUAUGUGGGAGAGUUUCAGGUCAGAUCCCUUGACAGCAUCCUGCAACUGGUCCUCAAAGUGGUAGUGAUACCCAGACUAAAUGUUCAACUUGCAAAGGGAUACCCACUUCCUGCACUUGGAAAGAUGAAGCUUGUGAACACUCAGCUUGAGGUCCUGAAGGACUACAUGCUGAUUGGGACAGAUGUUCAGUUUACAGGUUAAACAACAUUUUCUUUAAAAAUCCAAAGUUUUCUGUCUACACUGGGGCAUGCCAUUAUGAAGGAGCAGCAACAGUACAACUACCUGACAGAGAAUUUUCCAAGAAAUUGAGUGAUGUGCCUCUCUUAAAAGCUUGAGAAAUACUGAUCUCCAGUUUGCAUUUGGAUCUCACUUCAGAUUUUUUAAAAUCAUUUUUUGGGUUUUUUUAAAAACUAUUUUUCUUUUAAAUAUGAACUCUAUCCAGCUUUUCUACAUGUAGAUGAGAGCAGUGAACUUCCACAAAGGGUUACUGCAGCCCAGGAGACAUUUUGCGAAAUGGGGUUUGCUGGUGUCAUCGCAAUCAUCUUUUUUGAAAUAACAUACUUCUUCCAAAGCAGAUCACAGCACUUUCCACUGCUGACUUUAGGCAAAUUCUUUCUCAGAGGUUCUGAGUUUGUAGCUCACUGAGCGAAUAAAUGUGCUGAUCCAUGA